UUUGAGCAGGAACAGAGUUGUAUGUAGCAGGGGGUCCGGCUGCAUCUGGGGGGUGACUGCUGAUUUUCAGCACAUUUUUAAUUAUUAUUUCUUUUUUAUUUACUCCUUAUUUUACCCGACUUGGAUAAAUACAUCGCGCGCACGCCGAUACAUCUGGAAGUACAGAUUUUUCGUAUAGACCAUGAACAAACUCUAUGUAGGGAAUCUGAGUCCUUCGGUGACCGUGGAGGACCUGAAGCAGCUCUUCGUCGAGAGGAAGCUUCCCGUGACCGAUCAAGUCCUGCUGAAAUCCGGCUAUGCCUUCGUGGACUUCCCCGAUCAGAACUGGGCGAUUAAAGCCAUCGAGACUCUAUCUGGGAAAGUUGAACUGCAUGGAAAAGUGAUCGAGGUCGACUACUCUGUACCUAAAAAACAAAGGAGUCGGAGGAUUCAGAUCCGGAACAUUCCCCCUCAUCUGCAGUGGGAGGUUUUGGACGGCCUUUUAGCACAGUAUGGUACUGUAGAAAAUGUGGAACAAGUUAACACUGAUACAGAAACAGCUGUGGUGAAUGUCACAUACUCAACAAAAGAGGAGGCUAAAAUAGCUGUAGAGAAGUUAACAGGACAGAAGUUUGAGGAUUACUCCUUUAAAGUGUCUUAUAUUAUGGAUAUGGAUGCUGCUCCCCCUCUCCCUGUGACCCGGAAUCGUCGUGGAAGGGCGUCACGGGAAGAGGACUCUCAGCCCGGCACCUCUGGAGGCUCCUUGGGGCCCCGGCAGAAACAGCCAGACUUCCCCCUGCGUAUGCUGGUGCCCACGCAGUUUGUGGGAGCCAUUAUUGGCAAGGAGGGACUCACAAUCAAAAACAUAACCAAACAAACACAGACUAAGGUGGACAUUCAUCGUAAGGAGAACGCGGGAGCCGCAGAGAAGCCCAUCACCAUCCACUCCACACCUGAAGGCUGCUCGUCCGCGUGCCGCAUGAUCAUGGACAUCAUGCAGAAAGAAGCAGAUGACACGAAAGUAACUGAAGAGAUUCCUCUGAAGAUUCUGGCUCACAACAGUCUCGUCGGAAGACUGAUCGGGAAGGAGGGUAGGAACCUGAAGAAGAUCGAAGAAGAGACAGAGACAAAGAUAACCAUCUCCUCUUUACAGGACUUAACUAUUUAUAACCCAGAGCGAACCAUCAUUGUCAAAGGGAGCAUUGAGGCCUGUUGUGGGGCUGAAGUGGAGAUCAUGAGGAAGCUAAGGGAAGCCUACGAGAAUGACAUUGCUGCUAUUAAUCAACAAACCAACCUUAUCCCUGGGUUAAGCCUGAGUGCAUUGGGCAUAUUUUCAACAGGCCUGUCAGUGUUGCCACCAGCUGCAGGGCCCAGAGGCGUUCCACCUGUACCUCCAACAGGCUACAACCCUUUCCUCGGUCACUCGUCACAGCUGGGUGGUCUGUACGGUGUACCACCUGCUAGUGCCAUUUCUCACCAGCCCACGCAGGCUCCUGAACAGGAGGUGGUCUACCUCUUUAUUCCAACUCAGGCUGUUGGUGCUAUUAUUGGCAAGAAAGGCCAACAUAUUAAACAACUGGCACGAUUUGCAGGAGCAUCUAUUAAGAUUGCACCUGCAGAGAGUCCGGAUGUCAUUCAGAGGAUGGUUAUCAUCACUGGGCCACCAGAAGCUCAGUUUAAGGCCCAGGGUCGGAUAUUUGGGAAGCUGAAAGAGGAGAAUUUCUUUACUGCAAAAGAGGAAGUGAAGUUGGAGACGCAUAUAAAAGUGCCGUCUUCUGCAGCCGGGAGAGUUAUCGGGAAAGGUGGCAAAACGGUCAAUGAGCUGCAGAACCUCACCAGCGCAGAGGUCAUAGUGCCGCGGGACCAAACCCCAGAUGAGAACGACGAGGUCUUUGUGAAAAUCACUGGGCAUUUCUUUGCCAGCCAGACCGCACAGAGGAAAAUCAGGGAGAUCAUCCAGCAGGUGAAACAACAGGAGCAGAAGCACCAGCAGGGCGCCUCCAUGACACACCACUCCAAGUGACCGUCAGGGCAGCCCCAGCGGGCACCUGCCGAUGAAUGUAGCCCUCCCAACUGGAAUCAGACCGGACGAAAGGGGACCGGCCGGGCAGACUAGCAGCCGCAGGAUCAAAACCAAAGAACUUCUUUCAAGGGGAGAUGAUGGAGCCCCAGGCAGAAGGGCUCUGAGUGCACUGCCAGCUUGGGGAGGGGGUGGGGGGUGGCUGGAUGGAGUGGAGUGGAAGUAAGACAGAUGUUUUUUUUCUUGAUAAAACAAACCCUGACUAAGAGAAGACUGGGCUUAUGGGGACGUCUUUUGUCGAGACACAAAACAUUCCCGCACAACAAUUUCCUUAAACUUGUUAAUUUAGGUUUAGUUUAGGUUUAACACACAGAUAAGAAGCUCCAUUAAUGUGUUCACUGAUGCAUUUUGACUGAGUUGUGUUGUUUUUUUGGGUAGUUAAAGCAUGGGUGUGCACAAGCAUUCGGGACAAAUAUUUUUUCCUCGUAUGUGGUCCUGAAGUUCAGAUUGCGAUUUCGAUUAUCCUGAGCAGUAUUCUCACCCAUACACUAGAACAAAUACUAAAUUAUCUUUUUAUGUUUUGCACAAGCCAUCAGACGAGUAGUGCACAUGUGCAUAACAUUGUUUUGGUAAUGAUGGGAUGAUAUGGUUAAAUAAAAGAUUGUUGUGUUUUGGGACACACCGUCUACAGAAAACACCAGAUGAGAAGGACCUGUGGAUCAUUCUGAAUCUUUAGCCUGUGUGUGCCAACAGAUGGGGUUCAUAUCCCGUUGAAACAUUUCUUACUGUGCAUAUCUUUCAUUUCUAGCUUUUAUCUCAUUUAGUUCUCCUCUCCAUUAUAUCAGCUGACAGCUUUAACACAAGAAAAUGUUUUUUUUAAGUAUACCGAUUGCCGUUUUCCCCACACGAGGACGUUGGCGGCAGUCGGUUCAAGUGACAGGCCUUUAUGGGGAGUGAUGUUGUAGUUGGAUUGGUAGCACCUCUUGUUUGCUUUAGGGGUGUGUAAAGAAUAUAAAGCAGGAACUAGCGUCUAAAAGACAGCGCACCUUUAAUGGUUUGGCAGAAUCGUAAAUAGCACGCGCACCGAAUUCUCUGCCUUAAUCUGUGCUGAAAAAAAACAAAAAUAUGGGCAACUCAAAAUGUUAUUCGAGCAUCAGAUUGGGAGAGGAUGGGGGGGGGGAUGGGAUGAGGAGGCACCAUAUAAUCUGUGGUACACACACGACCUUGUUUGGCUUUAAACCUCUUUGUCAGGGAGCUUUCUAAACGGCAUGACAGCUGUGAAUGUACAAUAACGCAGCCUUAUAGAAAGAACACCACCUUGUAAUGUCAGUGAGCUAGUUGGUCAGCAAGUUUUCAGUUAUUUUUGUUUGUUUGUUUUGCAAAACUGAUCGACUGUUUCAACGGUUUGCUGGACAUGCAGGCAUGGAUGUAUGCCUUUGUGCUUUAUUGUCGAUAUUAUUGUUUUUCUUUUCUUAAUUUGACCAUGGAAGCUUGUGGCCUUAAACGUCACCGGUCUAUGACAUCACAGACAGCUCCCUCAACCAAUGAGAGCCAAGCCACAUCUUCCAGACGCAAAGGUUUAUGCCAAUACGCACAGCUUCCAUUUGUGUGUAUGCGUGUGUGUAUAUAGAUAUAUAUAUAAAGAGAGAGAAAUAUUUAUGAAUCUAUUUUUCCUAUUUUGUGAUGAGAGCUAUUAUUACGAAACAAACAAAAAACAGUUUUUUUGGUGGAACACUGCCAUGUUAUUCUGAAGGGAAGUGUUUAAUGUCUUGGAAGUAAACUGAAUAUUGAUAGUAUACUAACCAACAGAACAGUAAGUGAAUCACCACAACACUUUGAUCAGAAUGUGAUUGGUGCGCAUGUCAGUAUUGUGAUCUACCUCAGGCGUCAGGGUACCUCAGUCCAGGCUUUCAUUUCCCUUUUUUCCACGUUUUGUAUGCCUUGUAAACGGAACGUUUUAAAAUGUCUCUUUUCAUUUUUUUAUAAUAAAAAGAUCAAGAAAAAGAAGUAGUCUGAAGUCUUCAGGUCCGUCGGAAACAAAGGAAUGGAUCUUAAAGCGUUCAGAACUGUACCCGAAUUUACCACGUUUACUGGAGCUCUCGUCUGUGCUGACAUUUAGCAAAUGUGUAAUCGAGUCCAUGUGACAUGGACCAAAAAGAGGAUUUACAGGAGUACCUACCUGCCCGAAAGGGAUUGUGAAUGUGGAUACUGUGUACUGAUUUUCAGAUCAAAGAUUUAAAAAAAGAUGGAUAAUGUAAAAUGGCUUAGUUCAAAGUAUUGUCCUGGAGAAACUACACUGUCAGAUGUCUAAGCCAGCUUUCUCUUUACAUUUUAUAUUAUAAUGAUUAAAAACGAUCAGUACAUAUUCAGGAAAUGCAGACCAAAUUUUUUAAUUCAAGAUUUUUUUUAAAUAAGGUCUUUCACAUAAAACUCUACAAAUGUAGAUUGAUAAAAUUGUAAAGAAAAAAUAAAACAGUACAGAAUAGUCCAUGUGUUUAUCUGUGAAAAUAAAACAAAUGCAGGUAUUUCCGUAGCCUCAGAUGUACUCUUUCGCUCCUGUUGCCGGUUAUACAAUAGUACAUGCUGUAAUGUCUGUAACCUCUCAAAGACUGAGGUGUACGUCUCUUACAUGAGCUCAACAGAGGAGAAUGCAAGUCAAUGAAGAGAGCAGUUGUAGAUUCAGGCAAGGCUGGUUUGCUUUGAUACAGUAAUUCACAAUUACUCACUCAGUUGUCUGUGGACUGAACUGUCUGUUUUACACCAUACUUUUAGUUUUCCUAACGUUUUACUGUUUCUGGUAAGGGUGAUACUCAGUUGACGUGUUACAAUAGACCUGUGUAAAUUGUUAGCAUUUUUACCUAAACUGAAGCGACUCGCAUUACAUUUACCCACAAAGAGUAGCACAGACAUCAGGUGCUUGGGAGCAUUGUUAGUUUUGUUAGCUAGGGAAGGUUAGAGGUUUUUAGCUGAUUAACCGCUAUUCCUUAUAUUAGCCUAAAUUGUUUCCACGAAGGCCCGUGCCUUGUGGAUGUCUUCGCUUAAAAUGAUCUGGUAGACUUUGCCGUAUGAGAAAAUAAUUUCCCCUGAAUUUAAGGUUUUCUGCUUAAUCUCAGGUGUUUGCUCAUUGAUGGAUUUCAGGUUGUGUAGCAGUAUAACUCAGAUAACUCGUAACUGUUAGUGUAAUACGCGCCACGCUGUCGGUAGACGUCUAUCUAUUCUACAGUGGUUCUUAACUUUUUCUUAAGAGUUUGUAUUUCAGAGCUUCGUCAGGUGUGCAUCGUUUGGUAUUUAACUUUAUGGAAGCAUUAGACGUUACAUGCAUUAACUAACAUCACACUGUUAUAUUGUCUCUGUAGUCUGGUAUUGAAGCUGUCUUGCUAUCCACUAUGAUAUCCUGUAACAUAAUGCUAGGGAGAAUCGAGGUCUUUGCAUUACUUUUGUAGGCCAACAGGCAUAGCUAAUAAAUCAAAUUAAUCAGGUCAGUUUAGGAUUAGCUGUCGAUUGUAGUGUUGGCAUGAAUUAUCAUCUUGGAACGAUUGCGGUCUGCAUUGUACCCUAAAGCUUUUAGGGUGAAGGGACACUUAAAUUAGGUGCUGUUCUAUGUUUCUUGAUAUUUGCCAUAGGUUGAUAUUUUAGAAUAGACACCACAGGCACAGCUAUAGUUGCUCACAGUAUGACAGUACUGUUCUAGUUACAUUUAACUCGGCGUGAGAGGAAAAUCAGAGCGAUGCAUGAGAAAUCCACACGAAUCAUAGGCUGUGAAAAUAACUUCUCUCUACAUCCAUGCGGCAGAUCCAUUCCUACGCAGCUCUCAAGCUUCUCACAUUUGUUCAUUUCGAUGUGAAACAUAGACUGGGCCCUCCACUGCCUGGCAUAUCCCCCCAGCUGCAUUGUGGUUAGUGGGGGGCAGAGAACUGAGAGCUGAUUUUAUUUUUUGCUAACAACCAUGUUGUUUUGAAAUGUAGCUGAACUGUACUGCUGAUCAACAUGGAUUUGAGCAAUAAAAAUUGUUUCUAAAAAGCUUGUGUCCAAAGCUAAUUUUGUCACACAAUUGUUGGGUAUGUUGUUGGGUAAACAAACUGUCUUUCAGACAAAUCGCGUGUAGUUAAUAGGAUGGUUCACCCAAAAACUAAAAUUCUGUAAUAAUUUACUUCACCCUCUUGUCAUUUCAAACCUGUAUGACUUUCUUCUGCAGAACACAAAAGAAGACGAAAACUGUUGGUCCCCAUGACUUGCAUCAGUUUUGUGAUCAUUCAAUCGAAGUCAAUGGGGACCAAUGGUUUUUGUUACCAACAUUCAUACAAAAACAGUAUUUGAAAUAUUUACAAAUGUGACAUCAUAGCAGUAAUGGACAAAUACAGUAACGAAUACAAAAGAUUCCAAUAAAGUGCACAUCUGAUGCUUAGCCAAGCUUAUUCUGAUAAUAAACUGAUGAAAUGAGUGGAAAAGAUAAUUAUUAAAUUACAUCAUAUCCAAAACUUUUAUUUGCAAUGUUGGUUUUUGGUUACCCACAUACAAAACUUUAAACUGAUUUACACAUUCUGAUCCAAACAUUGCUAAUGGCACUGGAACACAGAAAAGGAAUCAUUUUAAUUUACCAUCCACCUCUAACAUUAACAUUACAUUGGCCGUUUUAAAGGCUAUGACUGAGUUCUCACUCCACUGAGUUUGCAAAUGAUGGAAUAUGUACAGCUUGGUGUGCUCAAUUAAAAUUUACAUGAAUACCAAAAAUGUAAAAUAUGAAUAUUUUCCCACUUCACUGAGGUGGAUCACUAAUUUGAAAGCACCAACAUAAACCAAAUCUACAAAAUCAACAUUAUUAGUUUUGCAUACAAAACAAUGAAAACAUUUACUGUAUCUCAAUUAUCUGUAUUUCCCUGUCCACCAAUGUUAUAACAUAAACUAGGGACUACAAAAGCACACACUCGACAUAAAACCUGAUUUCAUUUCUCAUUAUGGCUUGUGAAGAAUAGUAAUGCCCACUCAUAUAAACUGAAUGUGCAAUGUACAGUAUGUGAAAGCUGAUUAAUGUUUAUAUUUCCACA
Messenger RNA from Triplophysa rosa, 7044 nucleotides. RefSeq names its product insulin-like growth factor 2 mRNA binding protein 2a (gene igf2bp2a). The transcript is spliced from 16 exons. Gene Ontology annotation, cellular component: cytosol; cytoplasm; nucleus. The record is from RefSeq and is a predicted model, not a curated record. Bases 182 to 2002 code for a protein of 606 amino acids. Gene Ontology annotation, molecular function: mRNA 3'-UTR binding. Gene Ontology annotation, biological process: regulation of gene expression; nervous system development. NCBI's taxonomy places the organism in Eukaryota, Metazoa, Chordata, Actinopteri, Cypriniformes, Nemacheilidae.